Messenger RNA from Iphiclides podalirius (scarce swallowtail), 1503 nucleotides. NCBI's taxonomy places the organism in Eukaryota, Metazoa, Arthropoda, Insecta, Lepidoptera, Papilionidae. The record is from the annotation of a GenBank genome assembly.
AUGGUACAGGAGACGAAAGACCGGCAAGAGGACGCCGACACCGAGUACGGAGCGAUGAACUCCGCCGUGAGCACCGAGUCGAUGGACAUGACCGAGGAGCAGGAGAUGUCGCAGGCUGAGGGGUGUCUGAGCGGCGGCUCGGAGGACGAUGACGAGUGCGCCUCCUCGCCAGCCGGCUCCACAUACGAGGAGUCGGGCGACGGCAUCAAGGGCGCCAUGAGCGACGAGGUCACCAAGCAGCUGGCGGCCGCAGGUCCGGUGGGUAUGGCGGCGGCGGCGGCGAUCGCCUCCUCGAAGAAGCGCAAGCGGCCCCACUCGUUCGAGACCAACCCCUCGGUGCGGAAGAGGCACCAGAACAGGCUGCUGAGGAAGCUCAGGCAAACGAUCGAGGAGUUCGCGACGCGCGUGGGCCAGCAGGCGGUGGUGCUGGUGGCGACGCCGGGCAAGCCCAACACCUCGUACCGCGUGUUCGGCGCCAAGCCGCUCGAGGACGUGGUGCGCAACCUGCGCUGCAUGAUCAUGGAGGAGCUCGAGAACGCGCUCGCCCAGCAGUUCGGGCUGGGCGGGUGCCCGCAGGCGCCGCCGCCGCCGCAGGACGACCCCUCGCUGUUCGAGCUGCCGCCGCUCAUCAUCGACGGCAUCCCCACGCCCGUCGAGAAGAUGACGCAGGCGCAGCUGCGCGCCUUCAUACCGCUCAUGCUCAAGUACUCCAUGGUGCGCGGCAAGCCGGGCUGGGGCCGCGAGUCGACGCGGCCGCCCUGGUGGCCCAAGGACCUGCCCUGGGCCAACGUGCGCAUGGACGCGCGCUCCGAGGACGAAAAGCAGAAGAUGUCGUGGACCCACGCCCUGCGCCAGAUCGUGAUCAACUGCUACAAAUACCACGGCCGCGAGGAUCUGCUGCCCGCCUUCUCGGAGGAGGACGACAAGCCGCAGACGCAGCCGAUGUCUCAAUACGCGCCGGCAGUUCUUCAGACCAUCACCAACCCCGACGGCACUGUGUCACUGAUCCAGGUGGACCCGGGCAACUCCAUCAUCACUUUGCCAGACGGCACCACCGCACAAGUAGUCAGUAUCCAUGGUGAGAGCGGUGCCAGUGGCGUGGAUGGUGCAGUAGCGGUGGACCUGAACGCGGUGGCAGAAGCCACGCUCAACCACGACGGGCAACUCAUACUCACCGGCGAGGACGGUCACGCGUAUCCCGUGUCGGUGUCUGGAAUGAUCACUGUGCCAAUGUCGCCGUCGGUGUACCAGUCUGUGAUGGCCUCCAUGCAGCAACAGGACGGCGUUUGCGUCACACCGAUAGUGCAGGUCGAGCAGGGAGGCGAAACGCUGGAGGCGCUGUCCAUGGGCGGCGGGGUGGCGCAGGUGAUGCUGCAGAGCGGUGGCGAGGCGCAGGUGCUGCAGGUGCUCAGCCUCAAGGACGCCACGGCGCUCUCUAAGGCAAUGCAACAACAGCAGCAGCAGCAGGUGAAGUCGGAACGAGAGGCGGUGGUGAGCGAGUCC